CGCGCUUCUGAUCACGCACUCCAACUCUCUUACUCUUUCCAUUAAACUAUCUCUUCCAAACCAAAACCAACCAAACUUUUCCUAAUUCUCUCUCUAAUGUUCGCGGCGUCUCCGCCACCCUCCGCCGCCGUUACCACCGCCGGCGUUGGUCUCGGCUACGGCAUUGCCAUCGCCGUCAGCAUCCUCGUCCUCAUCUCCUCCAUCAUGCUCGCCUCCUACGCCUGCGUCCGCUUCAAAUCUAACUCUCCUCGCACUCGUAACAACACUCAUUACGACCAAACGGAACAGAAUCACAACAUUCACGACUCCGGUGGGCCCGAGCCCGUCGUCCUGGGCCUGGAAAAGCCCGCCAUCGAGGCCUACCCGAAGAUCGUCGUCGGAGAGAGCGGCCGCCUCCCCAGGCCCAACGACAGUGGCUCCUGCGCCAUCUGCCUCUGCGAUUACCUUCCUAAGGACACCGUGCGCUGCGUUCCGAGCUGCCACCACUGCUUUCACGCGGACUGCGUUGACGCGUGGCUGAAGAUGAGUGCCACGUGUCCGCUCUGCCGGAACUCCCCGGUGCCGUCUCCGUCGCCGUCGCCGUCACCGACGCCGAUGUUGGAGCUCGUUCCGCUGGCUUUCCACGCCAGGUGAUUCAUUCGUUCAUUCUUGUCUGAAUUGUAUAACUAAUUAUUUUGUGUUACUUGCGAGAACGAAAAGAAAAUUUGUUGUUGAAUUUGCAUUUCUUCAGUCAACACGAAACGAUUAGCAUUGGGGUUCUGGAUUUUAAUUUGGAUGAGAUCUAA
Messenger RNA from Vigna unguiculata (cowpea), 785 nucleotides. RefSeq names its product RING/U-box superfamily protein. The record is from RefSeq and is a predicted model, not a curated record. Gene Ontology annotation, molecular function: transferase activity. Lineage: Eukaryota; Viridiplantae; Streptophyta; Magnoliopsida; Fabales; Fabaceae. Gene Ontology annotation, biological process: protein ubiquitination.